GCCAGUGGAUGUGUAUUUACCAAUUUCCACUGAAUUCGGUGCUUUUUUCACCAUUUCCCGUGAAUUUCUGCAAUUUUUCUCGGAAAAAUGAAUGAAAAACUGUAAAAACAUCUUCCGUACAUUAAAAAAUCUCCAAAAAUAUUAAUUUUGUUCAGAUUUUCAUACAAAAAUUGGAAAAAAUCUAUUUCAUGAAAAAUAAUUUAAAGUGAAUUAGUUAAAAAAUUUCAAAUAAAACCGGAAAAAAUGAAUGAAAAAUCAUAAAAUAUUAAAAAAUAAUUAAAUUUAAUACAGAAAUUAAUAGAAAAAUGCAAGAAAAAGUGAAAAAAUAACAAAAAUCGAAAUGUUUGUAAGCCAGAAUCGAUUUUGAAUGGCGACAUUUGUUCCGAAAAUAACACAAAAAGAAUGAAAUAAAGUGAAAAAAGAUAGAAAACGCAAGUGAAAAUGCAUCAAAAACACGCAAAAAUGUUAAAAAUAAGAAAAAUUGGAUUAAUUAUUGUUGUAACAACAUUGAUGCUGGCCGCCGUAUGUCACACAGCGAAUGUACAACAACAACAACUACAAGGACUCGAAUUUGUCACAGAGCCAUCGGAUAUUGUCGUGCCUGAGGGUACUUCGGUACUUUUACAGUGUGCUGGAAGACUGAUUAACCAAACGACAGCCGUUACAAGUACAAAUAGCAAGUUUAGCAGUAGCAAAUUCAUCAAGCAAGCCCCGAACAUUCGAUGGCGCGGACCCGAUGGACAAGAUUUGGGCAUCGUGGGCGAUACUUUUCGCACGCAACUCCCCAACGGGUCACUUUACAUCAGCUCCGUUGACGUAAAUCGCGGUUUAACGGGCGCUUAUCAGUGUUUACUGACAGUUGAUGGCAUCGGAACGAUCGUGAGUCGUUCCGCUCGAGUGUCAAUAGCUGACAAUCCCGAAGUGAAUCAAGAAUCAGCGGAAUUGUAUCUGGUUCCCGGGCAAACGGCGUACUUGAAAUGUCUUUCGACGCCGCUUCCCAAUGGAGUUUCUUACAGAAUUCAAUGGUUGAAAGAUGAUUUUCCCCUGAGAUUUGAUGCGACGAGGAUGACUUUGCUGCAAUCCGGAGCAUUGGAAAUUGACGAGGUAUUGCCGUCGGAUCGGGGAACAUAUCAAUGUAAUAUUACGUCGGGAUCUUUCAAUAAAAUUAGCACAAAGUUGAAUUUGAAUAUAAAAUCGCCGUCGGGAUUGCCGGAAAGUUUUCAGGCGCCAGCUUUUGCGACAGUUCCAAUGUCGCAGACAGUCCGUGAAGGAAGUAAUUUGACGUUGGAUUGCGUGGCGAAUGGAAAUCCGAAGCCUCAGAUCAAAUGGCUGAAAAAUGGAGAAGAUAUUGAUUUGAAUGACCUCGAUUCACGUUUCCAAAUGAUCGGGACAGGAUCUCUGCAAAUUACAGCAAUUGUGGAAGCAGAUUCGGGCGAUUAUCAAUGCAGAGCGAGCAAUUCUGUGGAUUCUCUCGACGCUUCUGCCUCUGUUCAGGUGCAAGUUCCUCCAAAAUUUACCAAAACUCCCGUCAACAAAGUCGCUCACGAGAAGGAAGAAUUGGAAUUUAGUUGCGGCAUCACAGGAAAACCGACGCCGAUCGUUCAAUGGUUGAAAAAUGGCGAUUUAAUUACUCCGAAUGACUACAUGCAGAUCGUUGGAGGUCACAAUUUGAGGAUUUUGGGGUUGAUUAGUUCGGAUGCCGGCAUGUUUCAAUGCGUGGGAACAAAUCCUGCGGGAAGUGUUCAAGCAGCAGCGAGAUUGAGAAUUAUUGAGACAGUUCAACCGAAACGACGACAACAUCAUUCCAAAAAAUCUUACGCGAAAAAUAAGCAAAAAUAUCCCGCUUUUGAUCCUGAGAAGCAAAUUAUCAACCAAAAACGGCUUCUUUCGAAGUCAGUUCUCGAUAGUUUGCGUUCCAAGGACAAAAAUGAAUUUUCCAAAAAUUCUUACGUUGAUCCCGACACACUUUUGGACGCCAGCGCGAACGAUUACGACGAAAAUUCGUACGAAAAUGAAGACGAUGACGACGACGAUCCGGGCACAAUUCACAAAAUCCCGCCCGGCGUCGAUCCAAAGAACUUUUUGCAUGCCUUGACCGAGGGAGGGAACGACAAAAAUCAAGUAAUGAACUUUAAUGCACCCUUUCCCAAUACUAUUGCACGCCAUCACAAUGUAGCAAACACCGGAGGAGCAUUAGCACCGUUGCCGGGAGCUCCGCGAGAUGUCAGAGCGCAAAUUGUCAAGCCGCGAUUCGUGACUUUGAGCUGGGAUGAGCCUUACAAGAACCCGGAUGAGAUUGUAGCGUACUUUGUUUACUAUAAAUUGUCGACGAGUGAGAGAGAGAGAAAACUAACAACGACAUCACGUGACGAACGAGAAUUGAACAUUCAAUCACUUUUGCCGGGCAAAACGUACCAAUUUCGUGUCGUAGCGAACAGCAAUCAUGGCAUCGGAGACAGUUCAGAGUCGUUGGAGGUACGAACACAGCCAGAAGAGAACAUCGCAGGACCGCCACAGAACGUAAAAGCCUAUCCUGUGUCUCAUACUGAGAUAAAUGUUGAAUGGGCUCCUCCGAUUGUGACGAAUGGGAUUAUUUCGAAGUACAGAAUUUACUAUGCUGAGGUCGAAAACGGCGUCGAAAUCUACGCCGACAGCACUGACACCUCAGCUACCCUCUCCGAGCUUCGUCCUUACACGGAAUAUGCGAUCACCGUCGUGCCAUGGAAUCAAAACGGCAUGGGAGACUCUUCCAACGAGAUUGUUGUUCGCACUUAUUCAUCAACGCCUUCCGAACCGCCAUCAAACGUGACAUUUGAAACAACUGGAGCAACUUCCAUCUUGCUUCAAUGGGAACCUCCUCCACUCGAAGAGCGAAAUGGACAAAUAACUGGCUACAAAAUCCGUUACAAAAAACCCAAAAAGCAAAGCGGCGUCGAAACAACUCCCGGAAACAUCCGCCAAUGGGAACUAAAAAACCUCGAACGUACCUCCGCCUACCAAAUUAAGAUCGCCGCAAUGACAAUUAACGGCACAGGUCCUUUUACGGAAUGGAAACACGCUGAAACUUUCGAAAGUGACUUGGAUGAAAGUCAAGUUCCGGGCAAACCAGCGUUCAUUGUGACUCGCCCGAGUGCUGAAAGUGUCGGCGUAUCAUGGGCACCGCCUACCAGACCCGAAAUUAAGGUUCGUGGUUACAUUUUGGGAUGGGGAAAGGGCAUUCCGGACGAAGAUAUGGUCACGCUUGAUGAAAAAGUGCGUUAUUUCGAGCUGAAAAAUUUAGAACCCAACAGCGAAUAUGUCAUUUCGUUGCGGGCAAGGAACAAUCAAGGCGAUGGCAUUCCAGUUUAUGACACAGUUCGUACCAGAGAAGAGGCUCCUAUUGAAUUACCAACCCCGUUGGAGGUUCCUGUCGGCUUAAGAGCAAUUCCCAUGUCAGGAACGUCAAUUGUGCUGUAUUGGACUGACACGACGCUCAACAAAAAUCAACAUGUCACCGAUAACCGACAUUAUACCGUCAAAUAUAUGGCAGUUUCGUCAUCUCGCGUGAAAUAUCACAACACCACAAGUCUCAAUACGAUGAUUUCAGACCUUCGCCCGAACACGCAGUACGAAUUUGCGGUAAAAGUUGUCAAGGGACGUCGCGAAUCCGCAUGGUCCAUGAGUGUUUUGAACACAACGAUGCAAGCGGCGCCCGUUUCUCCGCCUCGCGACUUGAUAAUUCGCCCAAAUGAGCAAGAUGCCUCUACGGUAAUCCUCGAAUGGCUUCCUCCGAAGCACAGUGUCGGUCCAAUAACGGGUUAUACGGUCUUUUAUACGACUGACACAACCAAACGGGAUAAAGAUUGGAUCCAAGAACAAGUGAUUGGCGACAAAACAAUGGCAAUUAUUCGAAAUCUCAAGCCGCAAUACGUUUAUUUCUUCAAAGUUCAAACGAGAAACCCCAAACCGACACCUUUUUCAGCGAUGGUAUCUUAUGAAGUCAUGUCCCCCAUGAAAACUGCAACGUCGGGCAUCAAUGGAAUACCCAUGACGGCACUUUAUAUCAUCAUCGGAGGCGUUUCGCUGUUGAUAAUUGUCGCAAUUCUCAUCACAGUAGUGGCUUGUCGCAAGAAAACGACCGAAUCUCCCGAACAUUUGAAGAAAAGUUAUCAGAAAAACAACGUUGGCAUCAUAAAACCGCCAGAUUUGUGGAUUCAUCAUGACCAAAUGGAGCUCAAGAACAUGGAAAAGAACCCACAAACGGUAAUUCCGACGCCAGGAAGCGAUAUCGCGCCAAAUUCGGGCUCCAUGACACUCCCGCGGAACUCGCAUCAUGAGUAUGACAGUACAAGUACCCUUUCGCACAUCACAAAUUCGCUGGAUAAGAGGAAUUAUGUGCCAGGUUACAUGGGAACGUCUUUGGUGAACUCUCCAAUGGAACGCCCGAUGUAUCCUCGGUCCCAAUAUAGUCUCCAACGACCGCCGCAUGUCUCCAUGGAUCAAAAUAUGAUGCAACAGUCACAAAUUGGCACUUUAUCUCAACCAUCGAACGAUAAUCACUACAAUUACGAUACACUGCCCCCUAAUUACAACAAUGUAAAUGUCACAUACGCCCCUGGAUUAGCGAUCGAUCGUGGGCAUUCGCUCAAAAGUUUUGCCAUGUCGGGACAACCGUGCGGAACUCCCAUCAAUAAUGGUCAAAAAACGAACUUGCCUGCUGUAACAAUCCGACCUCAAAACGCCUCGCCAUACAAGAAGGCAGCCACUAUCAACACCAAUACCCUCACAAAUCGCUUACAAACUGGUCCAAUUGUCACACAUUCCUCCGAUGAGAUUCAACGAUUGCAUCCGAGCAACUCCACGGAGGAGCUAAAUCAGGAAAUGGCAAAUUUAGAAGGUCUUAUGAAGGAUUUGAGCGCCAUUACAGCCAGUGAAUUCGAGUGUUAACAGUAAAUGACGCUCUCUGCAGAACAAAAAAAAAUCAUAAAUUAACCCCUUUCAUAGUCAUUCGCUUAACUUAUUCAUCAAACAUCGCAUCGCAAGAAAAAAAACAUAUUUUUACUUUUUUAAAAAGUAACAUUUUUUAUCGAAUCUAGUAUUUGUAUAUGAUAA
Molecule: messenger RNA, 5091 nt
Organism: Culicoides brevitarsis
Lineage: Eukaryota; Metazoa; Arthropoda; Insecta; Diptera; Ceratopogonidae
Gene: fra
Product: neogenin
Exons: 9
Coding region: 442-4926 (1494 amino acids)
Biological process (GO): neuron migration; cell-cell adhesion; axon guidance
Cellular component (GO): cell surface; plasma membrane; axonal growth cone
Molecular function (GO): protein binding
Source: RefSeq, a predicted model, not a curated record